GCUAAUUAUAUCGUCAGUGUGACAUGAAGACCAGUGGGACAAACAAGUGAGAUAAGUUGAUCAACAUGCGUGUCCUAAUAUUAGCGCUGGCAUUGUCCUGCGCCUACGCAACUCCCCAGUACGUGAAAACUGCAGGAGUGAAGGGGGGGUACAGCGGUCGAGGGUACCAGUACCAUGGUGGAGAGAGUCUUGUGAGUAACUACAGCAGCACCCAGAGCCAUGGGUAUGGUGGUUAUGGAGGCUACGGUGGCUACACUAGGACCAACAUGACGCAACCCACCAACUAUGAGAAGGGGGUCUGCUACAUAGAAGUGCCAACAGCCAGUUUGGUCAGAGAUCCUUCCCACGUUCCUGCUGGCAAUGGAUCCCGUCCAGACCUGAGCCGCAUCAGGAGCUGCUGCACCGGCUACAUCAGGAACAUCCACAACUACAGGAUCUGCGACCCAGUAUGCAGCCAGGAAUGCGUGAACGGGCUCUGCACUGAACCCAAUACCUGCACUUGCUUCCCAGACCAUGUGAAGAAUCUGGCUGGGUUCUGCGUGGCUACCUGCCCUAUAGGCUGCCAGAAUGGACAAUGUUCGGGAGGAGAGUGCAUUUGUAAGGACGGGUAUAGGCUGGAUUCGGAGAGCAAGUUCUGUGUUCCUUAUUGUCGGGAACAGUGCGGCGGUAUGGGAGGAGGUAACUGCACAGCUCCAAAUACCUGUGAAUGCAAGCCCGGCUACAGGUCCACUCCUGAAGGUUCCUGCAAGCCUGCCUGUGACAGGUGCAAGGACGGGCAGUGCGUUGCACCUAAUGACUGCCGCUGUUCCCCAGGCUACACCAAGAAUCAGUAUGGAGACUGCAUCCCACAGUGCUCAAGGGCCUGUACACCACCAAACCAGUGCAUCGCUCCGAAUGUCUGCGAUAACCCUGCAAACCCCACAACCACUACAAUUCGCUCCCCCUAUGCUCAACACACGAUUAACGGGACAGUUGUACCUCACGGUCAAAACCCACAAAAUCCUAACUAUCCCGGUUAUCAACAACCGUACUAUCCUGGACAACAAUCCCCCUAUGCUCAACAUACAAUUAAUGGCUCAGUUGUACCUAAUGGUCAGAACCCUCUAAAUCCUAACUACCCCGGUUACCAACAACCGUACUACCCUGGUCAACAAUCCCCAUAUGCACAACAUACAAUUAAUGGGUCAAUCGUACCCACUGGUCAGAACCCUCAAAAUCCUAACUACCCCGGCAAUCAACAACCGUAUUAUCCUGGACAACAACCCUAUUACCCAGGACAACAACAACCGUACUACCCUGGUCAACAAAACAAUUAUCCUGGCUAUCAGCAACCCAGUCAACCAGGCCAGCAACCUGGCAGUCAACAGCCGAAUUACCCCGGAUACCAAGAAAUAAAUACCCAUGUGUUCCCACAUAAUAAUUACCCAGGUUAUCAGCCCAACUAUCCCGGUUACCAAACAACUAAUCAGACUGGGAGACCAAAUGGAACACAGCCAUCUUACUACCCAGGCAGUCAAUACAACUCGACCAGCCAACAACCAAGCUAUCCUGGUCAGAAACCAACGUAUACUCCAGACGGUCAAAUAAUUUACGUGAAUAUACCCGGCAGCCAGCCUAAUCUUAACCCAGAUAGCCAACACGUCAGCCCUAGCCCUAACAGCCAAUCCCCCAAUUCAAGCCAGCCACUACCCAAUUCUGGAACCAACUAUCCCACCAGUCAAUAUCACCCGGGUAGUCAACACUAUCCGGGGCAACAGGCAAACUAUCCCGGUUACCAGCAACCUAGCCAGCGUCCUACCAACGCUGAGCCUUACUACCCGAACAGUCAAUACUAUCCUGGUAGUCAACCAAACUAUCCUUAUAAUCAAAAUGGCUACCAAAACCCGAACCAGCAGUAUCCUUCGCAGCCUCAAUCGGAGUACCAAUACAUCUAUCCAACCAAUCAGAUGUCAGCUAUGGCGCUGCUGUGCUCCCAGCCGUGUAUCAAUGGCACUUGUGUUGGAAGAGAGAUGUGCGCUUGCAAUACUGGAUACGUGCCCAUUGAUGGUGACACAUCUAGAUGUGAGCCCCAUUGCACGGGAUGUUCAAACGGUGUUUGUGUGUCACCCUACGUGUGCCAGUGUAACCCAGGUUAUUCCAAAGACUUCAGUGUCAAAGGUCGCUCGUCCUGCGUCCGACGCAUACGCCGCUCCGUUGAAACGCCAGCGCUCAACAUUCGUGAUCUACUAGUGUUCGAAAUACCAGAGGAAGAAAUGAUUGUUUAAUUAAAUAAUAAUAUGUAGAUAUAAAAUGUACUUUUUGACGUGU
This is a messenger RNA of Helicoverpa zea (corn earworm), 2307 nucleotides long. RefSeq lists its product as uncharacterized. Lineage: Eukaryota; Metazoa; Arthropoda; Insecta; Lepidoptera; Noctuidae. The record is from RefSeq and is a predicted model, not a curated record. The transcript is spliced from 8 exons. Bases 66 to 2264 code for a protein of 732 amino acids.